AUGGGGGUGGAGACGGUCCUUUGGGGCUGCCUUCAGAUGUCUUCUAAAGCCUUUAUACUUGCUUGUCUCCUUGGUACAGGCGUGGCAUUACUCCAUACCCUCCAGGAUUUCUCAGGGGAAAAUAGGCAUGUCUUAAGGAAAAGCAGGACAUUCUUAGAUCAAAUCAGAAACCAGGUCGGCUUCUGUAAAUCUGGGAGGAGGAGCGUUGGCGCAGGGUAUAAAAGGCUCCAGCCCUGGAAGAAGCUCCAGCUCAGCCCAGAAGGUUUUCUCCAGCAGCCGAGAGAAGCUCCCAGCCCACAGCCAGCCAUCAUGGCCGAGAUGCAGAUCACCACCACUAUUUUGAUGGGAAUGGAUGUGGCCGUCAUUAGUCCAGAAGCCCUUGCCAGGUAAGUCCAGGGGUGGUUGCCUCUCUAGGCAGGUUGGGCAGGUGCUCCUCUUUCCACCUGGAUAAUAACCAUCCAUGGCUCUCCCUUUUUCCUUCCUUCCUUCCUUUGUUCCUUCUCUGCAGCCUGCUGGUGGUCUACCCCUGGUGCCAGAUGCUCUUCGGUCGCAUAGAGAACCCUUUCCAGCCCUCCCUCUCAUUAGGAACCUCUCCAGCCCUCCUUGCACGAGGUCAAGGAGGCUUUUUCCGAGCUGCCUGAACUGCUGUGCGACAAUCUCCACAUGGACCCCGUCAACUUGAGGGUGAGGCUGCUCCCCCACCCCAAGGGGCUGCCUGGCAGGGGGGACUGGGGGUGCCGUGUGUGUGUGUGUCACUCUGGGUGGCUCACAGGACAUAAAACAUUAGACAUUAAAAAUUUCCUGCUACAGGAUUGCCUUCAGAUUUCAGUUAGUUGUUUAUUUCCUUGACAUCUGGUGGGAGGGCAUUCCACAGGGCGGGCGCCACAACCGAGAAGGCCCUCUGCCUGGUUCCCUGUAACCUUACCUCUCACAGUGAGGGAACCAUAUGGGGGGCAUUGCAGUAGUCCAAGCGGGAGAUAACUAGAGCAUGCACCACUCUGGUGAGACAGUCUGCGGGCAGGUAGGGUCUCAUCCUGUGGACCAGAUGGAGCUGCCCUGGACACAGAAAUGACCUGUGCCUCCAUGGACCGCUGUGAGUCCAAAAUGACUCCCAGGCUGCGCACCUGGUCCUUCAUGGGCACAGUUACCCCAUUCAGGACCAGGGAGUCCCCCAGACAGCCGCUUGCCCCCAGUCCACCCUAAACAGUGCUUCUGUCUUGUCAGGAUUCAGUCUCAAUCUGUUGAAUCUGUUGUGGGAUCUGUUGUGGGGAGAGGGUGUCCCACGCAUGGGCCCCCUGGCAGAAGGAGUCACCCUCUCUUUUCUCUUCCAGCUCCUGGGCGAGGUCCUCAUCACCCUCCUGCUAGCCCCCCCUUGGACAGGAAUUCACCCCUGCUUGCCACCAUGCCUUCCACAAACUCGUCAGGGUGGUGGCUCAUGCGCUGGCCUGCCGGUCCCACUGAGACACCCCCAGGAAGAAGCGGCCGCCUCCUGCUGGUCUCCCCUUCCAGGCCCCAUGUGA
This is a messenger RNA of Podarcis lilfordi (Lilford's wall lizard), 1520 nucleotides long. NCBI's taxonomy places the organism in Eukaryota, Metazoa, Chordata, Lepidosauria, Squamata, Lacertidae. The record is from the annotation of a GenBank genome assembly.